AUGCCUUGCUUGAAUGGGCUUCACCAGCGCACUGAGGAUGCCCCAGACGUGACCUUGGAAGACAUUCAAAAUGUCCUUGCAGCCCUCGACAAAGUGGUGUGGCGUGAGGGAACAUUUAGCCUCACUUCCGAGAAGCUUCUCACUACAAUCGCCGACUCGGACAGAGAUAUAAAGCAUGACUCCUCUCCCUCACCCCCGUGUACCUCAUCGCAGCCAGAUCCUCCCCACUUAGCAGCUAGUCACACAUCUUUACAUGAAACCAAGUCCACGAUAGACACGCGCAGGGCUCCGGAGAUACCAGCACCUCGUAGCAGCAUUCCUGGAUCGAUUCAAGCUCCAUCCGUUGCGCAGCCGUCCAGUGCUCAUGCCCCAUUGGUGACCUCAGUGUCUUCCUCUACCUGUGACUCGAACGGGAAAACGCAUAGCACGCCUAAUCCUAACCUUUCAACCGCCACUGCAAGUAUGGACACAGUUGGGAAAGCUGUGGUGGACGACAUUGCCAGCGACGACACCCGCACCUCAAAUACGCGGAUGACGUCUGUGCACCCGUCGGAUCCCCCGCAUCCGCUCGCGUGCACGGGGCUUCUGGGUUCGCGAAGUUGCUUUGUGCCCACUUCCCUGUCACUAGGGAUGCGGCCCUCAAAGCAAAGCCUUUCCCUCUCUUCGAUGUACUCGAGAUCGGUUGUGGCGUUAAGAGAAACGGGCAGCAGCUGGCUCUCUCACCGCUCUCCCGGCGCCGUUACUCCAGUGAUGCAAAGCAACAGCGAUUCCCCGGUUGCAGAAGCCAAGGUGACAACGUCUGUAGCAGACGAGGCGCGGCCGCUGUGCUGCGUCCGCUCUCUUCCCUUCUUCCGCAGUUCCGAUUCACCAUCGCCACCAACGGUGGAGACAGAGACUCUCUCAUCCCCCAUAGUUCAUGCGCCCACUGCGUGCGCUACAGAUACCUCUACUGCACCUUCUGCAGUGCCAGCAGAGAUGCCUCAAUCAGUUACAGGUUCGGUGGUUGAAGAGGAACUGCCAUCAGCGACCAUACCGUCAGCAGAGGCGUCGCAGAAUCAGCAGCAGCCAGCGAAAGCGCUCGAGCAAACUCUUUCUUUAUCCCCACCACUGCGCAGCGCAGACACUGCUGCCAUCUGCAAUGGCGCUGCGCCGUCGCCCCCGACCCUGAAAGCGUGCGUCGCGGUUGCGUUCCCUUCCUCCGUGCCAUCUGAGGGCAGAAUUGCUUACCCCGCUCCGUCUCGAAAGGAAGCUAGCGCGUUCAUUUCCAUUGCCAAAAUGGAGCGCUUCUACUGA
This is a messenger RNA of Leishmania braziliensis MHOM/BR/75/M2904, 1293 nucleotides long. RefSeq lists its product as hypothetical. The transcript has a single exon. NCBI's taxonomy places the organism in Eukaryota, Euglenozoa, Kinetoplastea, Trypanosomatida, Trypanosomatidae. The coding region runs from base 1 to 1293 and encodes 430 amino acids. The record is from RefSeq and is a predicted model, not a curated record.